Molecule: messenger RNA, 1479 nt
Organism: Exophiala bonariae
Lineage: Eukaryota; Fungi; Ascomycota; Eurotiomycetes; Chaetothyriales; Herpotrichiellaceae
Exons: 8
Coding region: 1-1479 (492 amino acids)
Biological process (GO): transmembrane transport
Cellular component (GO): membrane
Molecular function (GO): transmembrane transporter activity
Source: RefSeq, a predicted model, not a curated record
AUGGCCAUCGAACAGGUCGCCACUGGCGAGAAGCAGGUGGAAGCUAUGGAUGAUGCGCCCCAGAACGUCAUCGUCGCAUCUCAGAAAGACCUCGAAAACAUUCCCGAAAUCGACCAUGUCGCCGAAGCAAAAUUGGUCCGUAAGCUUGAUCGAUUUAUCGUUCCGCCUGUCAUGUUACUGUAUCUCGUUUCGUUCCUGGAUAGAGUCAACAUCGGCAAUGCUCGCCUUUAUGGCCUCGAGAAGGACUUGAAUCUACAUGGAUCCCAAUUCCAAACCGCGGUCUCGAUCCUAUUCGUGACAUAUGUUCUACUCGAGGUCCCAUGCAAUCUCCUUAUCAAAAAACUACGACCCUCCCGAUUCAUCUCUGCCAUUACAGUGGGCUGGGGUAUUGUAGCAACGCUCACUGGUUUAGUCCAGGGGUACGCCGGACUGAUUGUCUGUCGCCUUCUUCUUGGUGCUUUGGAGGCGGGCCUCUUCCCUGGAAUGACAAUCUAUCUCACCAUGUUUUACACAAAACGCGAACUCGCCCUUCGGGUGGGCUACCUCUUCGUAUCAGCUGCGAUUGCCGGUAGCUUGGGAGGCUUACUGGCCUAUGGCAUUGGCUUUAUGGACGGCGUGGCGGGCGAGUCCGGUUGGAGAUGGAUUCUCAUCAUCGAGGGAAUUAUCGUGUUCUGGUGGUUGGCUGACUCUCCUGAGACUGCAUACUACUUGACGCCCGCGGAAAAAGACCUGAUGCUGGUCAGAAAACGUCGUCAGAUAGGCCAUACUACCUCCGGCGAUCUUCUACACAAGGAAGACGUGAUCAAAGCAUUCAAGGAUUGGAAGAUCUGGCUGUUUGCUGCUGGACAAUUCGGUGUUGACACGCUUUUGUAUGGUUAUUCGACCUUCCUUCCGACUAUUAUCAAGGGAUUAGGGACAUGGUCAACGCCUCAAGUUCAGGCUCUAACUGUUCCAUGCUAUGCCUUGGGAGCUAUCACUUAUUUGACGGUUGCAUACUUCUCGGAUCGCUACCAGCAGCGAUUUCUGGCAAUCCUCCCCUUUGCAAUCAUCAGCAUCAUUGGUUAUGGUAUUCUCCUGGCUGAUGUUGCGCCAGGAGUUCACUUCUUUGGCUGUUUCUUGGUCGCCACAGGUCUUUAUGUCUCAGUGGGAAUACCACUCGCUUGGUUGCCAAGUGGACUUCCAAGAUACGGCAAGCGAACAACUGCAACAGGGAUGCAAUUGACUAUAGGUAAUUGUGCUGGAAUUAUGGCACCUUUUCUCUACAAAACCAACGAAGGACCCCGAUAUACUCGGGGCCACGCCGUCUCACUGGCAAUGGUUGCAAUGGCCACCAUAUUCUACAGCAUCUUAUGGGCCUAUUUCAUCGCUGAAAACAAACGGCGCAAUGCAGGAAAGAGGGACGGGAAGAUCGCCGGUAAGACGGAGGAAGAGAUUGCGGAAAUGGGGGACGAGAACCCACGAUUCAUGUUCACUCACUGA